Messenger RNA from Coccidioides posadasii C735 delta SOWgp, 767 nucleotides. It is a transcript of the gene NIP7, whose product is annotated as ribosome biogenesis protein NIP7. Gene Ontology annotation, cellular component: nucleus; preribosome, large subunit precursor; nucleolus. Gene Ontology annotation, molecular function: RNA binding. NCBI's taxonomy places the organism in Eukaryota, Fungi, Ascomycota, Eurotiomycetes, Onygenales, Onygenaceae. The record is from RefSeq and is a predicted model, not a curated record. Gene Ontology annotation, biological process: ribosomal large subunit biogenesis; ribosome assembly.
GGUCAUCUCUGGUGCUGUUGAUAUAAACCGGUUGCUCUUGUUACGGCUAUCCCCUUGACCUGUUCUCAGCAUGCGUCCUCUCACCGAGGCGGAGACGAAAACCCUGUUCUCCAAGCUUGCGAACUACACGGGUAGCUCCCUGAACCACCUCAUAGCUCCUCCCUCCUCUUCGGAAGGCGGCCAAUCCGAAGAUGAAAGACAUGUCUUCCGCCUACAUGGAUCUCGAGUCUACUAUGUCCGCCUUUCUAUAGCCAAUCUCGCAACAUCCAUCGCGCGCGACAACCUACUCUCCGUCGGUACCUGUAUAGGAAAAUUCACAAAGACGGGCAAAUUUAGACUGCACAUUACAGCUCUAGACGUUAUCGCACCUCAUGCAAGAUAUAAGGUGUGGAUUAAGCCGAACGGAGAGAUGCCAUUCCUCUAUGGUGGAAAUGUUGUUAAGGCGCAUGUUGGACGGUGGAGUGACGACUGCCCGGAGCACCAGGGCGUGGUGGUGAUGUCAAUGGAUGAUACUCCUCUGGGAUUCGGAGUAACAGCCCGUUCGACGGCAGAAGCGCGUCGGUUGGACCCGACUGGAAUUACGACAUUUAGACAAGGCGAUAUUGGGGAAUAUCUAAGAGAGGAAGACACGCUGUUCCAGACAACAUAAAUGUGUUUUUCAAUUUGUGUUUAUGUCUACUACAUUAUCAGUUUUGGCGUUGGAAGGCACUUGGGUUCAGUUGACAUACAUAGGCGAGCCAAAAGCAAAUGUUACCAAUUUCGAAAGG